UUUGUUCUCUUCACUACCUCCAAACUUCCCAAGAAUCUCUCUAUUCAUUUCUUCUCUCAUCUCUCUCACCUUUUAUUUUCUCUCCGCAAAGAGAAUCCUCCUCAAGAAAAUGUCUAAGAAAGCUAACUUUCUUCUGCCAUUGAAUCUUUCACUUGCUCCUUUCCUUCUUGUUCUUAUUUACCAUCUUCUGUCGUGUGUUGCUGUUCAUGGCGUCCAAGAGAAGAAGAUUCUCAGUCUGCACAACAACAUUUGGUCUCCCAGGAAAUCAAAUGAAGCUCCAAGUUCAUGUUUCUCUCACAAUCUUGGCAAAGGAAGAGAAUCAUCCACUACACUGGAGAUGAAACAUAGAGAAAUUUGCUCAGGAAAGACUAUAGAUUGGGGUAAGAAGCUGAGAAGAGCCUUGACUCUAGACAACCUCAGAGUCCAAUCACUUCAGCUAAAAAUCAAAGCCAUGAGCUCAAGCACCACAGAAUCCAUUUCAGAAGCUCAGACUCCACUAACCUCAGGGAUGAAGCUUCAGACUCUGAACUACAUUGUCACAGUUGAUUUAGGAGGGAGAAACAUGACUUUGAUCGUCGACACUGGAAGUGACUUGACAUGGGUCCAAUGCCAGCCUUGCAAGUCAUGUUACAACCAACAAGGUCCUUUGUAUGACCCAUCAGUCUCAUCUUCUUACAAGACAGUGUUCUGCAACUCAUCAACUUGUCAGGAUCUUGUAGAAGCUACAGGUAAUUCAGGCCUCUGUGGAGGUAACAAUGGUGUUGAUAAGACGACUUGUGACUACGUUGUCAACUAUGGGGAUGGAUCAUACACUCGUGGAGACUUGGGAAGUGAAAGUAUCCAACUCGGCGACACGAAAAUCGAAAGCUUUGUCUUUGGUUGUGGCCGGAGCAACAAAGGUUUGUUUGGUGGAGCUUCUGGUCUAAUGGGUUUGGGAAGAAGCUCAGUUUCUUUAGUCUCACAAACCAUGAAAAAUUUCAACGGUGUUUUCUCAUACUGUCUACCUUCUCUUGAAGGUGUAGCUUCUGGCUCACUAUCCUUCGGUGAUGAUUACAAGAACUCAACCUCAGUUUCAUACACUCCGUUAGUACAAAACCCUCAGCUUAGUUCCUUUUACGUUCUGAACCUCACCGGUGCUAGCAUCGGUGGCGUGGAGCUGGAAUCUUCAAGCUUUGGUAGAGGGAUUCUAAUCGACUCAGGAACGGUCAUCACGAGACUGCCGCCUUCCAUUUACAAAGCUGUGAAGACAGAGUUUCUGAAACAGUUCUCUGGGUUUCCUUCAGCUCCACGCUAUUCAAUCUUAGACACUUGUUUUAACCUCACAAGUUAUGAAGACGUCAGCAUACCAACUAUCAAAAUGAUCUUCCAAGGUAGCGCUGAGCUUGAAGUGGAUGUCACUGGUGUGUUCUACUUUGUCAAGCCUGAUGCAUCUCUAGUCUGCUUGGCCUUGGCAAGUCUUUCAUAUGAAAACGAAGUCGGUAUUAUUGGAAACUACCAACAGAAAAAUCAGAGAGUGAUAUAUGAUACCAAACAAGAGAAGCUCGGGAUAGCUGGAGAAAACUGCAGUUUCUGAUGACUACCCAAUGACUUGUAUAAUAAGCUUUGUGUGUUCCCCCCCUCAUAUCAUGAAAGCCAAUCAUCUCUUUUGGUAAAGUCUUUGAAACAAACAAUUAUAAAA
Molecule: messenger RNA, 1678 nt
Organism: Brassica oleracea var. oleracea
Lineage: Eukaryota; Viridiplantae; Streptophyta; Magnoliopsida; Brassicales; Brassicaceae
Product: protein ASPARTIC PROTEASE IN GUARD CELL 2-like
Exons: 2
Coding region: 110-1573 (487 amino acids)
Biological process (GO): proteolysis
Molecular function (GO): aspartic-type endopeptidase activity
Source: RefSeq, a predicted model, not a curated record